Trypanosoma brucei brucei TREU927 is the source of this 1377-nucleotide messenger RNA. RefSeq names its product expression site-associated gene 2 (ESAG2) protein, putative. The record is from RefSeq and is a predicted model, not a curated record. The coding region runs from base 1 to 1377 and encodes 458 amino acids. NCBI's taxonomy places the organism in Eukaryota, Euglenozoa, Kinetoplastea, Trypanosomatida, Trypanosomatidae. The transcript has a single exon.
AUGAACAGGAUCACGAUGAGGUAUGAAAUAGUGUUUACUGUUGGGCUGUUUGCGACUGUUUUAUCUCCUUCCUUUCAGGGCGAUAUGGUUGGGUACAAGUGGGCCACAGAAUCUAUAAACUGGAGUGCGAUUACCAGGCUCGUCGGCGUCAACGACAAGUACCACAACGCUGGUGAGUUCGAGACACUGUGCAGGAUUUACAGAAUUACGCAGGCUGAAGCUCCACAACCUUCCUUUGAGAAUCGCGAAAAGGAAGGAGAGAUUAUGAAUAAGUUGGAGGAAAUGGUCAAACAGACGGCGGGCGCUGGUGUUAAUAACAGUUCAAGCAAGUCAGGUAGCAGCACAACAGCAUAUCAGGAGAUAAGGAAACUACUUGAAAAAGCGAAAAAACUGAAGGAAGAAAUUGAGGCGAAUAGGACAAAAGCCUUAUACGCAAGUCGUUCUGCUGAAGAUAAUAUGCUGAGAGCUGUGUAUGGCGACGCUGUGGAUGUUGCAAGAAAUGAGAAUAAAACUCUAGAGCAAGCCAUGAGGGGAAACAAAUCACUGCUGUUCAAUAAUGUCGAAAAUGCGGGCACGAGCUGCGGUUCUUAUGGAGACAAGCUAGUUGGAAAGACACUAAUUAAUGACUUUUUCUGCCUAUGUGUGGGAGAGGCUAAGAAAGUACAAAUCAAGAAAAGUGUAGCAAAAGAUGAAUAUGACCCAACCUAUGACGGUGUUUAUAAUGGGUUUAAUUGUCCCUGCAAGGAUGAGAUGAGGAGACCGAGAAGUGGUAGUUGGACCAUGAUGGCUGAAUUUUGUGUAAGUGGGGAGGAUAAUUGUAACCCUGAAAACAUAAAAUACAACUAUACUGAGGCAUGGGAUGUGAUCAGCAAAGCUUGUGUAUACAAGAAUAUUGCAUCGAAUGUGAAAACCUUAAAGAGUGCACUAGCUCACUUUGAUUCACUAGUAAAUUUGGAACAGGAUAAAUAUCAGGUGAGGGGUAUUCUUGGGUAUGCAAAUGCUGAAGAAAACACUGAUCACAUAUGUACGGGUCAUACUGCUGGAUUCACAUGUGUUAGUUACAAUCACACACUUGAAAAUGGUGGGAUUCCAUGGUACAAUCGUCUUACUAACGCUACUGAGCAACUGCAAGAAAUGGAUAAAUAUGCCAAGGAGGCUGACAGUCAUCUUCAUGAGUUGGAAGAAUACCAACAUGAGGCAGAGGAAAUAUUUCUUGAGGUGAAGCUAGGAGGUGAUGCGGAGCUAUGGAAAAGUAGCCAAGGUAAGGGUGAUGGUGAGGGUGAUAAUACAGUGGUAGAUAAUGAUGGACUUACUCAUUUGAAUAUUGCAACUGGGGGUUUUACAUUAUUAGUUUUAUCUCUUAUUUGUACGCUUUAG